AUGGUACUAGAAGAUCUUGCUGAAGUGUUCUCAGCUUUUGAUGUAUUAAAUUACUGCCUUGAUCCUGGAAUACCUGAACAUGGAAAUAGAACACCAACCUCAGGAGUUUUCUUUGAGAAUGCUAAUGCCCGUUUUCGAUGCCAAGAGGGAUACCGGCUUGAAGGACCUUCAAAAAUUACAUGUGUCAGACAACAUGAUGGCUUCCUGUCCUGGAAACCAAGUGAGAAACCAGCGUGCCUACCAGAAGCUUGCCUUGUUCCGCAUAUUGCAUAUGCUGAAGUCUAUAACAAGACAUAUAAACCAGGAGAUAAAUUAAUUGUGAAGUGCCACGAUGGCUUCCAGAUCCGCUACCCUGAUUUGGACAGUACAGCUUCAGUUUGUCAGGAUGAUGGACUGUGGGAUAUCCUGCCAAUUUGUCAAGGUUGUCUAAGACCACUGACAAAUCCUCACAGUUAUGUAAAUGUGUCAGAAUCUGAGUCCUCCUUUGCGGUAGGAACUGUGAUAUAUUUUCAGUGCUUCCCUGGAUACAAAUUGGAAGGGACAGAGCUUCUUGAGUGUAUGUAUAGCCUUAUUUGGUCUGACAGCCCACCUCGGUGCCUUGAUGUUGAAGUGUGUCCAUUACCUCCAGUCGUGGAUCACGGAGACUACAUCUGCCAUCCGCAGCCCUGUGACCGCUACAUUCAUGGCACUGUAGUGGAGUUUUUCUGUGAUGAUGGAUAUUCUCUCAACACUGACUAUAAGUAUAUCACCUGCCAGCACGGAUACUGGUUUCCUUCUAAUCAGGCAUAUUGCAUCAAAUCAGAUGAGUUUUGGCCUGACAUUCAGGGGACCAGCCUGACAACAUGGAAGAUUGUCUCAUUUACUGCUUCUAGUGUUCUACUUGCUCUUCUGUUGGUGAUUUUCGUUAAAGUCUUCCAGAUCAAAUUUAAGGGACUGUGUCAGCCAAGAAAUGGUCAAGACAGUUCUUCUAAUCCAGAUAUUUUAGUGGUGGAUGGCGUGCCUGUCAUAUUACCUUCAUAUGAUGAAGCUAUAACAAGUGGCUUUCCUACCUUGUCACCUGGUUAUUCACCCUCUGCAGGUCAGGGGUAUUCACAGUACACAGAGGAGCAAAGUCCUCCUGCAUAUCCUGGUCAUACUGAUCCAGGUAUAAUGACUCAGCCAGAGCCAGCCAACUGCCCAACCACUGAUGUCUUAUCACAUUCCUGUGAACCUAACAGUAACACCAGCCCAUCAUCACUGCAUAAAGAUGAAACGGAGCUCCCGGCAUGUGAAGCCAGUGCAACAGAUACAUCUGAAAGCACAGUGGCAACAAGUCCUGUUAUUAACAUUGCUGAUGAUAUUCCAUUGAUCGAAGAAGAUAUUUAAUCUUCAGUCCAGACCGUUAAUUCCGAUCACAGAUUUGAGAUGAUGUUACACAGAAUGCAUAAUCAAGCAGCAAAAAAAUCACAUUUCCUUGAGUAACUUUCCAGUGAUUUCUCAUCCACUGAGAACGUUUCUGUCAGCUGCGUGACCGCAAGGAGCUGAGGGCGCGAAAUAUCUGACUUUUUUCCAUUCCCAGGGACUAAUAUUAGAAUUAUGGAUGCCAUUAGUAAAUGAAGUCAAGAACAGUAAGGUAUUUUAAUCCCUGCUGGAAUACUGAAUACAGGAUUAGUCAUAUGAGCCUCAGCCAGAUCUUCAGACUGCCAAACCACACAAUCCUUUGUGAAAACCAGUUACUUUUUUUCUUAGGAUAACACUAUUUCAUAUUAUUUGAUUAGAAUAAGAAUGUAGAAAGAUGUCUCAAUGCAAAUCCUAAAAGAGUGUAGUUAGGUGCAAUUCAC
Molecule: messenger RNA, 1820 nt
Organism: Protopterus annectens (West African lungfish)
Lineage: Eukaryota; Metazoa; Chordata; Ceratodontiformes; Protopteridae
Gene: SUSD4
Product: sushi domain containing 4
Exons: 8
Coding region: 1-1365 (454 amino acids)
Biological process (GO): negative regulation of complement activation, classical pathway; negative regulation of complement activation, alternative pathway
Source: RefSeq, a predicted model, not a curated record